Messenger RNA from Opisthorchis viverrini, 1914 nucleotides. RefSeq lists its product as hypothetical. The record is from RefSeq and is a predicted model, not a curated record. The transcript is spliced from 12 exons. Gene Ontology annotation, cellular component: oligosaccharyltransferase complex. The coding region runs from base 1 to 1914 and encodes 637 amino acids. Lineage: Eukaryota; Metazoa; Platyhelminthes; Trematoda; Opisthorchiida; Opisthorchiidae.
AUGGACUUCCAAAUACUCUCCGGGACCUACAUCAGACCGUUCCUGGAAUACGCCAACCAAGUUGUCCACUCAGGACGCACGAAAGCCGUCCCCCUCAUUGUGCUUGCCCGGCGAGCCGCUACAAGAAUGGUUGCCGGCCUCAAAUCGCGCUCGCGAUGCUUGAUCACUUAUCCCUGGAGUACCGUCGCCUCCGAGAGGACCUAUUUCUUACUUACGCCUUGUUUUUCACCGUUGACCCAGCAAAUACACGGCGGCGACGUAGUUAGAAAAUUUUCAAGCUCAGAGCACACGCAUUCAUUAGACAAAAUUUUUUCUUAUUUCGGUUGUUGGUUGCGUGAAAUAAGCUCCCUCCGUCUGUUGUCCACGCUCCUUCUAGAAUCCAGUUUAAAGCACUAUUGGACGUUCGCGCUGGCAGGCAUACUGCCCCGAGCUGAGAACAUAAAGAGCAUUGCACGGAACAUAAAGAGCAGUGCUACACCCUUCUUUUACUUGCGCCUUUCAGUUGCACGACAGCCACUGACCGAGAAGAACGAAACCGACCAGGGGAAACUUGAGCAAAUCCUCGAUCUUGUGUAUCAAUCCUCACUGGAGAUGAGGAUUACUAGACUGCGUGAAUUGAGCCGUGGCAGUCCGGUUAUUCGGCUUAACACGGAAAUGUUUGAGUCGUUUGCAAGAUCGAAAGCGCGGAACUACUCGUUGAUAUUGAUGUUAACUGCACAGAAACCACAAAGAGAGUGCCAUGUUUGCAAGGAGGCUGCCGAGGAAUUCAGAAUCGUUGCCAAUUCGUACGCCUACUCGCGACGCGAAGGCGACCUUUAUUUUGGUAUUGUUGACUACGAUGAAGCCCCUGAUGUUUUUGUCCGGCUGAAGGUCAAUACAGCGCCGUCUAUUCUUCAUGUGCAACCCAACAAGGAAAUAGGGCCUGAAGAUUUUAUGGAUGUCCCCACGCUAGGUUACUUGGCCGAAGCUGUUGCAAAGUGGGCGAACCGCCGAACUUCCAUUCAGGUAACGAUCAAAUUCAUGACUUCUAGUGUGGUGAACAUAGAUUCGCAUCGUGCGUCCCCCAAGUUACACGGCAACCAUUCUUAUAGUGCUCUUCAUGACGGAGCGGCAUCACUUUGGUAUCGGCAGGUCAACGUUGACUUUUUGUACAGCCCUUCGCUGUGGUGCAUGCUGUCUUUGACUGUCAUAAUGUGCGGCAUUACCGGCCAGGUAUAUAACCAGAUUCGAGGACCCCCACUCUUCCAUGGUACACACACUGGAGAGAUUCUUGCAUUCAUUUAUCCGGGAUCGGAUUAUCAGUUCGUCGCGGAGACCUUCAUUGUAAUGGCGCUCUACGUUCUGGCUACUGCUGGAAUCAUUAUGAUUCAUCGCGUCGGAGAAACCUGCGACUCGGGAAAGAAAAUGCCACCAGAAACUGCGUUGGUUGGGACAUGUGUUACGUAUGCUGAACCAUUCUUUCCCGUAGAGAGUACUGUUUUCGAUGCCCAAUUGAGAGUGAUGGAAGCCAACCCUCGACCUGGUAGAGGAGUACGAAGGAGAUUACGAGACGCUUGGGUGGUGUCGGUGCUACUCGCCUUCCAGGAUGGGGACCGCGUGGUCCUCACUGCGCCCAGUUUGAGAUGCUUCAAAGUAUGGCUGCCAACCGAUGCCAGUGGCGUUCUUGUUGUUAGUUCCUACCCAGAUUGCCUGAAUGAAUGUUUGAAUGUGCAGGCAUCUCGGAAUGAUUGUACAAAUGUGUACAACAAACCUCAAUUGUUCACAUUCGUAGCGUUAACAACUUCACAGUGCAGUGUCAACGUCCACACAAACAACGGCGAGCGGAAUGAUGUCUCAGUAACGUGGGUUGCGGUCGUUCCUUCCGACGACGGUCUCGUGAUUCUCAUUGGACGUGCGACAAUACGGAACUCAUGA